This is a messenger RNA of Oncorhynchus masou masou (cherry salmon), 9353 nucleotides long. RefSeq names its product BRCA2 DNA repair associated (gene brca2). Gene Ontology annotation, biological process: regulation of DNA-templated transcription; double-strand break repair via homologous recombination. Gene Ontology annotation, cellular component: nucleus. NCBI's taxonomy places the organism in Eukaryota, Metazoa, Chordata, Actinopteri, Salmoniformes, Salmonidae. The record is from RefSeq and is a predicted model, not a curated record. The transcript is spliced from 28 exons. Bases 242 to 8848 code for a protein of 2868 amino acids.
UUGGAAACGACAGGCUGUGGUCUAUCUUGGUUUAGUUAUAAAACAUGUUUGUUAAUGUGUCGUUAUAUUGUUGUAAUUAUUUUGAAGUGACUGAGGUAAGCGGAGAGGAAGUGGGUCUACAACUGACCCAUGUUUGGAAAGUUUAAUUAAUGUUCUAUUAUAUGCUUUUUCUUAAUUUCCCCCCAUCAUAAGGACCAACCUUACGGACAAUCGGCAGAGCAUACCACAGAUGACCUAAGACAUGGACAUAAGGAGAAACAUGUUUGAUGCUUUCAAGGAUCAAAUAUGGGAAGAGUUGGGACCUCUGAACCCAAACUGGUUUGAAGAGAUCACUGCUAAAGCUUCCAGUCGGGAUUGGGGUGAUACAGAGAAAGAUAAUCCCAGUGCUGCAAUAUCUUGUGGACAAGAUGGCAGUUUCAAAACACCAUUGGGGAAAUGUCCCCUUGAUGGUGAUAUGUUCUCUACCCCGAAGAUUUUCAGGCAGAGAAGACCACAGUCUCCUGAGACAUUGAUAGAAGAUGCAGUGUUUUUUCCUGAUCAAGGAACCUCUGCAACUGAAAAAAUGGACACAAGCCCAUGCUUAUUUGGAAAAUCAAUAGACAGAGGGACCCCCAGUAAAUCCUAUAGAACAAGGCUGCAUGGAGACAGUUUUGGGCUGCUUGACACACCAAAACACUCUACGGUCUUUUUAUUUCAGCAGGCACACUCUGCCAAACGUAUAUCUGAAAGUCUUGGUGCACAGUUAGACCCUGAUAUGUCCUGGACCAGUUCUCUCAAUACACCUGUCAUGUCACCCACCAUAAUUUUGACUAAAAGUGAGGAGCAUAGUCCUAUGUGCCCAGUAAGAAUUGCUACCGAAGAGCAGGUUAUGUUUGUGCGAAAGCUUUUCCCUUCGGCCAAGGAGUCUAGAAGCACAAUGCUGUCACCAGAACAGAAUGAUAGACCUCUCUGUCAACACAAUGGACUGGAUUCCCACUUGCCUGGUGUGAUUGACAUCUCCCCUGGCUUUCAAGACACGUUACCUGGUGACAGUGGCAGCCAUUGGAAACGGACUUUACCAGAUGCUAUUGAGGACGGAGAAAUCUGCAGCACAAUGGCCGGUGUCCUAGAUGGAGCCGAGGAUGUCCUCUCCAUAUUCUUCAGCAACAAAAGUUUAGCUUUACAACGGGUGAAGACCAACGAGAGAAUCAAAAGGAAGCAAAGUGGCGCAACUAAGGAACACGGACCUACUUCUACAACGGAACAUGACAAAGUAUCCAGUGAGAGAGCAGGAGAAUACCAACACACCAGGGAAACCUCUGAGCCUCUUGAGUCCAGGACUGACAUGAAGUCUGGGGAUUUGGCGACUUCUCAGUGGACUCCAAUAAAUGUACCUGACUUUUCAGGCUAUGAUAUGGAUUCAUUUCACCAUGAGGGGUCUUCCUCUACUAAACACAUAAUUCCACAAGGUGGCAAAAGUGAAACAUUCCGUGACUUCACUGGAAGCCAGCAGCCGGAUCGUGGUUCCUCUAAGCACACUGUCCAGGUGGAGUCUGCUCUUUCCAGAAGAACAUUACCAUGCACCAGCCAGCCAGAGGGAUAUCAAUUGACAGAGUCUGUAGUCGAAAGCUCUCUAGAACACACCUUUCCCAGGAAAACAAGAACAUUUGUUUACUGUGUCCAAAAUCCACUUCUGUCAGUGCAAGAGAAAUAUGUUACUCAGAUGUUACCUGCAUCACCUGGAACUGCUCCCAGAGGUGAAAAUCAGAACAUGAAACAAAGUAAAACCAUACCAGAUGAAGCUGAGUUUAAUAAUCUUAACAAAACUGCCUUGGAUGGGAAAAAGCCGCUAGUUCAGAAAAGUGCAACUGAAGAAAAUAUUGUUUCACAAGCACCAACCAAAGACCCUGAUCUUGAUAUGUCACAGCUUUGCAGGGUAUUUGCGCAAGAUUUUAGCCAAAUAAUUGACUACAGUCAACCAUGCAGCAAAAGAGCAGAUGCUAUUAAGAAUGGCUUCUCUGCAUCAGCUUGUCUCUCAGCAAUGAGACUAAGGAACAGAAAACUGUUGAAUAGACUAGAAUGGGGUCAGAAACCUGAACAUCUUAACUCUGGCAUCAGCGAGGAAAUGCAUAUUCCUGGUUCUCAGUUUAGCAACUCUGCAAACACAUCUAGAAUGAAGAGUACAGUGUGUGAUAGCGGCUUCCCCCCCUCCACCCUUUCGGAUGUCACACAAACAGAAUCAUCCAACGUUCACCCUAGCUCUGAAAAAAGUUAUGGAAAUCAAUCAUCUAGAGGGUUUAAAACGGGUAAUAACUGGAUUAUCUCUUUGCCUCCAGAAGCAAUAAAGAAAGCAAAAUCAUCAUUAGAUGACUUAAUUGAGGAAAAUAUGACUGUUGUUACUGCUGCCAGUGAAGUGAAACCUGUGUUGUCAUGUGUGACAGGAAGCCGACUGUCCACAGAAGUGAAGUUCAUUAGUCCACUCAACAUUGCCAAAAGGUCAAAGCAAACUAGCGUAAAAUUGAAUGGUCAAGUUCAUGUUCCGACCCAUCAGAGCAUCAAUGUUUCGGUUUCCUCACACCCUGGGUCUGGUUUCAAAAUGGCCUCCAAUAAGAAGAUACAUUUUUUUUCAGCAAAUCUGGAGAAAGACGAAGAUCUGUUUAAGGAGAUUGAGGAUGAAAUACCUGCAGUCAAUAUUCCUGAGAUAAGCCUUCCUGAGGACGGUAACAUGUCAUGUGGAUUGGAGCUUGUUGAUGGAUCUCAUUUACCACCUCUACUCUAUACACACCAGAGGUCUGUUAAUAGCCAAGGUCCAUUGACAGCCUCACAGAGCGCUGAUGUUUCAGAAUUGUGCAGUCUCUUAGAAGCUGCAGACAGCCAAUUUGAGUUUACACAGUUUAAACCAGCAAAGCUGAACUUCUAUGUUCCAGAUGGUAGCCCCCCUCGUCAAUCUGAGAAAGAAUUGGAUCCCGACUUUCUCACAGGCAUAGAUUUCGAUGACAGUUUCAACUCUGAUGUUGAGAAGCAAUCUGUGAAGAUGGUCACCCCUGACAAAAAGACAACUAUUUCUCAUUGCAAGGAAAUUUGCCAAGUAACAACCACCAAAAUUAAAUCUAGUGGGGCAUCAUCCAGCAAUUCAACAGAGAAAUCCAAAGAACAUGUUAUCCACAGAAGAGUACUUUACAUUCCCAGUUAUAGCUCUGAAAACAUAGCUGAGCGUUCCUUUGGUUUGUUGACAAAAUCCACAAACAAGAACCAUCUACUCGAUAUGGAUACGAACACCAGUGGAAUGGAGUGUGAACGCAAAAAUCUCCCCAAGUUGGAUGUGGGUUUUAAAACUGCUGGCGGAAAUGCUAUGAUAGUUUCAGAGAAGUGUCUGAGCAAAGCAAGGGCCUUGUUUGCAGAUUUUGAGGGAAAAAACUGUGCACCCAAGUGUGCAGUAAAAAAUACGGAAGAAGUUGAAAUUUCACCUGUUCAAUAUAGAGGCGAAGUUGACACAAAUGUUGAUUCAAAUGUGACACAUUUUCAUGGCCCUGAAAAGAAAGUAGAUCUGAAGGAACCACAUGAUGAAUACAUUGACAAGAUGAAAGUGGACUUUACACAUUCUCACACACAUGUAGAUUGUGGUUUCCAGACAGCCAGUGGUAAAGGAGUGACCAUCUCGGCAAAGGCCCUUCAAAAACCCAAUGCAGUCUUCAAAGACUGUGACGCUAUGGAAAGUUCAGGUUGUGCAUCAGAAAAGCUGAGCAAAACAAGUGUUGUAUCAGAGACUGGCAGUAAUAAUUUUGAGAGAAACAAUUGUGGCUUCAGCACUGCUCGAGGGAAGAGACUUGAUGUUUCUGCUAAAUCUCUACUGACUCUCCUGAAUGACUGUGAUGAAUUGGAGAAUUCUAAGCCAGGGAAAAUCCCCAGCUUGAAUGCAAGGAUACCAAGUCAGAAUAUUCAGCAGAAAAGUGACUGUGAUUUUAAGAAACCCAGUAUUAAAGCAGCCUCCAUAUCAGCAAGGAUCCCUUUUACAGCAAAAACUCCAUUUGAUAGUGGCAUGUCACAUGAUGUUCUAGGGGCAAAGAGCAAAAUGCUUGAACCAGAAAAUUCUCAAACCCAUGCUAAAGAUCCUUUGAAAAAUGGAUGUGGGUUCAGCACUGCCAGUGGUAAAAGAGUGUCUGUGUCAGAAGGGGCGCUAUUGAAAGCACAGGCUCUUUUGAGUGAAUGUAAUGUCGAUGGAGAGGAACUUUCUAAAUCAAAGAAAAAGAUCAGAGUAGAUCUUCAUAACCCAACACAGAAGCACAGUGGAUUUAAGAUGGCUGGUGUCAAAGAAGUUACCGUAUCACCUAAGGCCCAUAAGCAAGCACAGGCUCUUUUCAACAACUGUGAUUUCAAUAUGGACAGCUUAAUUUGUGCUGAAGCAAAGCAAGAGAAUAUAGAUGUAAAGUCUGCUGAUGGUCUGAUGAGCAAUCCAGGGAAAAGCUAUUGUGCCUUCAUGACAGCUGGUGGAGAGAAUGUGCAUGUAUCUGAAAAAGGGAUUUUGAAGGCAAAGAGCAUUCUGAAUGAAAACCUUGAUAACUGCACAGACUCAAAUGCCAUUGAGGAGGCUUGGUUUUCAGAUGGUAGAUUUUUGUUACUCACUGAAGAUGGUACAGGUGUCAAAGGAGCAAGGAACAAAUCAAAUUAUUCUGACCUCAACGGAGAUGAAAAGUGCUGUGAUUUCAGCACUGCCGGUGGGAAGACUGUGCAUAUGUCCGAUGGAGCACUCCAGAAAGCAAAGUCUAUUCUGAACGAAUGUGAUGUAAUUGGAAAUCCACAACCUGAGAAUGGCCACAACGUGCAUCUGGAAAAGAUUCCAACAAAGGAAACGCAUGAAAUCUCUCAUGUUAGUGCAGUCAGUGGGAAAGGGGUGUUUAUUUCAGAAAAGGCUCUUCAGCAUGUGAAGUCUGUGUACGUUCUGGGUGAGACUGGUAAUGUAAAACAUUCAGUUGGCAGUAAUCCAGUCGGAAGCCAUUUUGGUUUUAGCACAGCCAGUGGUAAAGGACUGUCUGUUUCAGAGAAGGCACUUCAAGAAGCGUGUGAUGAUACCCUUGCCAGGGAUACUGACCCUCACAAAAGGGCUGAAGAAAAUAGGCCACUGAAUGUCCCUUCUCCCCAUAUUAAUGUUCAGCGUGUGCCGGUCAAAGCAGUUCGACUGGAGGACCGCGAAGUGAUCCAGACCAUUGUUGGAAUGGAAUGUAAGUCUUCAUCUGUAGAAUGUCAAGAGGAGUCUUCCUUGUUAAAUUUUGAAUCGCUUGGAUUCAGUGGCUGCUCUGUGACCCAGAGGAGGUACUUUGCCCAGGAGGCCAUGGAUUGUACCAAGGCUCUUUUAGAGGACGAAGACUUGACCGAUCAUUGUCCUGGAACACCAAUCCAAGCUAACCCCAUGUCCUGCAAGGGGGGUUUUGAGAUGAGAAGUGGAAUUGGGAAAAGGUCGGCAGAGGAUUUAGGGAUGACAGACCAGCCUCCUCUGAAAAGAAAACUCUUGACCAAAUUCGACAGAACUGUGGAUUGUAUUCGACAGUCAAAACUCACUCCAGCUAAAAGCAGUUCAGAUGGUAUAUUUAAAGACAGGAGAGUCUUCAAAUAUAAUGUGCCUCUUCAACCUAAUGUCACGAGGCCAUAUCGAGCUAAUCAGAGAUGUGUAGACACAAGGCUGAAUAAGCCCGAGCCACAGAAGACGACGUCAGAUCCAACUGCCGAAGACCGUAAACCAGUUAGCUCCAAGACCGCUGUAUUUGUCCCCCCAUUCCGGAAGAAUGUCAAGCUUGAGCCACAGGGGAGCAGUGGUCUUCAGGACAAGACUAGAGCGCCUGGUGUGUUUGUUUCCCCGUUUCGAAAAAACAACCGCUUAACCAGGGAGGGUUCCUUUAAGCCUUUAGAAGAUAAUCAUUCCCCCUUCAACUCUGAAAUGCCUACCAAGACCACAUCUGUUCCACUUCCUGAGUACAACUCCAUCACUGACACUGGUAGUGAUAACGCAAAGGACUCCAUUAAGGAACAGGACCCACAAAAUAUUGACAAAACGGACCGAGGUGAUGAUUGUGGCCAUUGCCUUCCUGUCACCCUAGGAGGAGAGGAUGCCACUGCAGAGGAGUCUAUUGCAGGUCAGCUAGCCCCUGAUGCCACCGGUACCCUUCUAGAUGUUGUUUAUGAUGCAGAGUGCUUGCAGCUUGCCCGAGACAUGCAGGACAUGAGGAUCAGGAAGAAGAAGCGGCAGACCAUUAGACCUCUCCCUGGCAGCCUGUACCUGGCCAAGACAUCUGGGGUGGCCAGGCUGACCCUCAGGGAGGCUGUUGGAGGUUGGCACCCUGUACAACACACACACAAACAGCUGUAUGGCUAUGGAGUGCACCGGCAUGUUUGGGAUAUCAGCAGUGAGAGUGCUGAGGCGUUCCGCUUUGUUUGCCGACACUUCUUCAGACGCGAGGCGUUUGUAGAGGGGUGCAUUCAGCUGGCCGACGGGGGUUGGCUCAUUCCUCGCAACGAUGGAACUGCAGGGAAACAUGAGUUCCACAGAGCGUUGUGUGACAGCCCUGGCGUGGACCCCAAGCUGAUCAGUGAGGACUGGGUGUUCAACCACUACCGCUGGGUGGUGUGGAAACGGGCCUGCAUGGAGAGGGCAUUCCCAGAGGUGAUGGGCAGCCUCUGUCUCACACCAGAACAGGUGCUCCUACAACUGAAAUACAGGUACGACUUGGAGGUGGACAACAGCAAGAGGUCAGCUCUACGGAAGAUCAUGGAGAGAGACGACACGGCAGUCAAGACCCUGGUGCUUUGUGUAUGUGGUGUUGUCACCAAAGGCCAUAACCCAACAAGGCAGAGCUGGAGUGAGACCAAGACCAAAACCCCACCCGGGAGCGCCGCAGGGUCUAAAGCGAAGUCGUCCCCUGUAGGCUUGAUCUGGCUGACGGAUGGCUGGUACGCCAUCAAGGCCCAGCUGGACGUCCCACUGACCGCCAUGCUCCACCGGGGCCGCCUGGCAAUUGGGGGAAAGGUGCUGGUCCACGGGGCCGAGUUGGUGGGAUCUCAGGAUGCUUGCUCCCCACUAGAGGCUCCCGACUCCCUCAUGUUGAAGAUUGGUGCCAACAGCACCAGAGCGGCGCGUUGGUACACCAGGCUGGGGUUCUACAGCAACCCUAGUCCGUUCCUCCUCCCCCUCUCCUCCCUCUACAGCAACGGAGGCCCCGUGGGCUGUGUGGACAUUGUGGUGCUGAGGAGCUACCCUACCCAGUGGAUGGAGAAGAAGUUGGACGGAGGGUUUGUGUUCCGCGCAGGCCGUGCAGAGGAGAGGGAGGCACGGCGUCAUGGCAACGCCAAACACAGAGCCAUGGAGAUACUGUUCGCCAAGAUCCAGGCCCAGUUUGAGAAGGAGGAGGAUGGUGCCGCCUCCCCGUUUCACUCAGUCACAAAACCUUUUCCGCCUACUGAACAUCACCCAACAGUUUGCGGUAAACCCAGAGGCCGGAGACGGACCCUGCGUGGUCGAGACAUUGAGACACUGCUGGACGGGGAGGAGCUGUACGACGCGGUGGAGAAUGACCCAGUUUAUUUGGAGGGCCGUCUGAGUGAGCAGCAACGGGAGGCGUUGAACAGCUAUAGGCGUUGUGUUGGUGAGAGGAGGCAAGAGGCACUGCAGGAGCGGUUUCGCCAGGCUCUGGAAAGCACCCAGGAGGGCGAGGGCAGGAGCUGUCACAACCGAGACGUGACCCCCAUCUGGAAGCUCAGCGUCGCUGACUACAGGGCCAAGCCGGGCAGCAAUGCAGUGUACCUGUUGAAUAUCUGGCGCCCCUCCAUGGAUCUGCAGUCCUUGCUGAAGGAGGGCUGUCGAUACAGGGCCUACCAACUAUCCACGUCGGAGGGCAAGAAACGAGCCGGUAAUACCUCCAUUCAGCUCACCGCCACCAAGAGAACCCAGUUCCAGAAUUUACAGGCUUCUGCAGGGUGGUUGUCUGAGAUUUUCCAAGCCCGAGAGGCGGUCGGCUUUCGCGUUCUCCUGAACCGGGACUUAAAGCCGCUCUGUGGAGAGGUGGAUCUGGUAGGCUACGUCAUCUCCAUCACAGACAGACAAGGUCACUCUCCAGUGGUGUAUCUAGUGGAUGGCUGGCUGGACUUUGUCAAGGUGCGCUGCUGCAGCAGUCUGGUCCAGCAGGGCUUGGAGGAGGUGGUCAAGCCUCUGGCUCUGGUGGCCCUCAGUAACCUUCAGCUCAGAGCCCAUCCCUCCUCCCCCACCCCCAUCCACAGCGCCAUCCCUGGCCUAUACGCUGGAGAUCUAGUCUCGUUUUCCACCAACCCUAAGGAGCCACAUCUACAGGAGGCUGCUGCUCAACUCAGGACCCUUGUCCAGGGCCAGGAACACUUCUUCAGGACUGCAGAGGAGAGGUUAUCUAAAUUAGUCCAGGUGUCUGUCCAGUGUCUUCCUCCGCUGCCAUGGAAAGCAGAUGUGAAACCAGAUUCAAGGACUACUAUGACAUCCCAGCAGUCAGUUCGAAGCGUUGGCCCCUUCACCCCUCUGAACAGCGUCGUCCCCCCUCCACCCGCCUUCUUCUCAGGGGGGGACAACAAAGACCCCAAGAGCUUGAAAAGAAAGAGGGGCCUGGACUACCUGUGUCGCAUCCCCUCUCCCCCUCCACUCUGCCCCUUGGGCACCAUGACAUCACCCUCGCCGUGCGUCAACAAGACCUUCAACACCCCUCGCAGGGCUGAGACCCACCGGAUCCUAAAGACACCUCUGGCCCCCACUCCACAGCAUGUCCACCUGCCCCUAGAGGAUGAGUGGGUGGAGGAUGAAGAGCUGGUCAUGAUUGACACUCAGGCCUUACACGAUGGCAUAGAGAGAGACACGUGACAGAGAAUGUAUUGGACUGUUAUUUUAAAGGUUUCAGAAAACAUCAGCACAAAGCUGGUCAGCUUCUCCAAGCCCACAUGUUGAAUUUGUGUGUUGGGAAUCCACCUGGAAAGAUGUAGUGCCUUUUGUAAGCUACGGGAGGGGGGGGGGGUUUAGAGGCUAACCAUGACAUGAUUGGAGCCAGGUGAAUGUUAACACUAGCAAAUGUUGGAAAAUUAUCAUAUGGAGUUGUUUGUAUCAUCAGGCUGAAUCAAGUUAGGAUUUGGACCAUCUUGCCUUUUUGGGCCAAGGUAUUGAUGCCAACAAGGAGCCCAACAAAAUGCAUCGGACAGAAAAGGGGUUGUCUUGGAGAACUCCUGAAAUAGUUUAGUGAAAUGGCAUUAGAAGAACCGUCACGAACUGUAUAAUAUAAAUGAAAAAAUACUGUAACAUUUACAUCUUUGUGUUUAUGACCGUUUGUGCUCACAUCUGCAUGUUCACAAUAAAUGUUCUAAUGUAUUGGUAA